This is a messenger RNA of Paraglomus occultum, 417 nucleotides long. The record is from the annotation of a GenBank genome assembly. Lineage: Eukaryota; Fungi; Glomeromycota; Glomeromycetes; Paraglomerales; Paraglomeraceae.
AUGACAAAGUCGAAGUCCCAGUUUUCGGGAUCUGCUUUAAAACGGUUAAAAUCAACGUUAAAAGACGCAGGACUUAUUGGACAGAAACCAAGUAAAAAGUUACGAAAGACUGCAAGAGGAUCCGGUAGCAGCGUGUCGGCUGCAAGUAAGAAGAAAUUGGAAGAGACAUUGACGAAUCCAUUUGAGCUUCGAGAGACGAAGACUAAACAUGAAGUAAUUGGACGGACUGUCAAAGGGGUUAAAGGGCGUCCAGGGCUUAUGAAACGUGUUGGCACUGAGAAUAGAAAAAAAACAUUGCUUGUCGAAAUGGAACGGAGAUAUAAAGCAGGUGGAAUUAUAGAUAGACGAUUUGGUGAGAAUGACGAUACGGUAUCUCCUGAAGAAAAGAUGUUGGAGAGAUUUACCAGGGAACGACAG